GAGAGAGAGAGAGGGAGGGAGAGAGAGGGAGAGAGAGGGAGAGAGAGGGAGAGAGAGGGAGAGAGGGAGAGAGAGAGAGAGAGAGAGAGAGAGAGAGAGAGAGAGAGAGAGAGAGAGGUUUUCUUUUUCUUUUGCUUGGAGAACUGUUAAGUUUUCUAAGCGGACAUCAUGUGAAAGGAUGAGUUGAAGGUCUCUUUGUCUGGCAAAGAGUUUAGAGCCUUGAUUCAGUUGCAAAGAAGCCAAAUGAAGUUAGAAACAAAGGGCAAAUUGAAGAAUUCCGACUCUUGGCUUUUUGUGUUUUCCUUACUAGAAAAUAAUUAGACCUAAUGAAUAUGCAGGCGCUAAGGCUAAAUCCUGGGCCAAGCUGAUGGGCUUAAAACUGAGCUAAGUAGAACCGCAACCUCCAUCGCCCCCGGCUCCACAUCCGCGUGCAGUUUUUGAAAUGUAUAAAUGUCGCCCGGUUUAAUUGAUUGAGUUACAGGGAUUUUCCCCCUGCUUUUACGUGCCAUACCCCUCUACCUUUCAACAAUCAUUUUAAUAUAUAGUCAAUGGUUCUUUGUGGAUGGGACAAAAAGCAACUACGCGCAGUUGUUGAAUAGACUUUGCGCUGGGCAAAGACAGGUUAAUCGAGGGCCGCAUCGCGAAAACAAGCGAGUGUUGUAUGUUUGCACGGAAUCCAAAUGUCUGCAUUUUCCUAACUAAAUCAAAGGGAGUGUUAUUUCUUUUUCUGCUCACUCAUCUGAAGCCUUGAUUCGAGGCCCUCUCGGCAGAGACUGAGCGGCGAGAAAGUGAGAGCCCGGCCCGCGCGGUUCGAGCGGCUGGCGCUGGAGCCCGCCUUCUACCGGCCGGCAGUCAUCUCUCUUGCCUGCCUUUGGCCGGGCGGGUGCCGGCUAGCGCCUGGCCGUUGCCUGCUGGCUGAGACUUCGUUAGGUGGGUCGACUCCCCCUCCCUCCUCCUCUUCUUCCUCCUCUUCCUCCGCCUCCCGUUCCUCCUCCUCCUGAUCUUCCCUCCUUGGCGGGCGAGGGUGGGGGGGGGCGGGGGAGGCCGGGGCUUGCCCCGUGCAGCCACGAUGCUCCUGGACGCCGGACCCCAGUAUCCCGCGAUUGGUGUGACCACCUUUGGUGCAUCCCGGCACCACUCGGCGGGCGACGUGGCCGAGAGAGACGUGGGCCUGGGUAUCAACCCGUUCGCCGACGGCAUGGGCGCCUUCAAGCUCAACCCCAGUUCGCACGAACUGGCCUCGGCUGGCCAGACAGCCUUCACGUCGCAGGCUCCGGGCUACGCCGCUGCUGCGGCCCUGGGCCACCAUCACCACCCCGGCCACGUCGGCUCCUACUCCAGCGCUGCUUUCAAUUCUACCCGGGACUUUCUGUUCCGCAACCGGGGCUUCGGCGACGCGGCGGCGGCAGCUAGCGCCCAGCACAGUCUCUUCGCUGCUUCGGCCGGCGGCUUUGGGGGCCCACACGGCCAUACGGACGCCGCGGGCCACCUCCUUUUUUCUGGGCUUCACGAGCAGGCGGCUGGCCACGCUUCGCCCAACGUGGUUAACGGGCAGAUGCGGCUAGGUUUCUCCGGGGACAUGUACCCACGGCCGGAACAGUACGGCCAGGUGACCAGCCCGCGAUCCGAGCACUAUGCUGCCCCGCAGCUUCACGGCUAUGGGCCCAUGAACGUGAACAUGGCUGCACAUCACGGGGCUGGAGCCUUCUUCCGCUAUAUGCGCCAACCCAUCAAGCAAGAGCUUAUCUGUAAAUGGAUCGAGCCGGAGCAGCUGGCCAACCCCAAAAAGUCGUGCAACAAAACUUUCAGCACCAUGCACGAGCUGGUCACGCACGUCACGGUGGAGCACGUCGGCGGCCCAGAGCAGAGCAACCACAUCUGCUUCUGGGAGGAGUGUCCACGCGAGGGCAAGCCCUUCAAAGCCAAAUACAAACUGGUCAACCACAUCCGAGUGCACACAGGCGAAAAGCCUUUUCCCUGCCCGUUUCCUGGCUGCGGCAAGGUUUUCGCGCGUUCAGAGAACCUCAAGAUCCACAAAAGGACACACACAGGGGAGAAGCCCUUCAAGUGCGAGUUCGAGGGCUGCGACCGGCGCUUCGCCAACAGCAGCGACCGCAAGAAGCACAUGCACGUGCACACGAGCGACAAGCCCUACCUUUGCAAGAUGUGCGAUAAGUCCUACACGCACCCCAGCUCUCUGCGUAAACACAUGAAGGUCCAUGAGUCCUCUUCUCAGGGCUCACAGCCUUCGCCCGCCGCCAGCUCGGGGUAUGAGUCGUCCACGCCACCCACCAUCGUGUCUCCCACAACAGACAACCCGACCACCAGCUCCAUGUCGCCCUCCUCCUCCGCGGUUCACCACACAGCCGGCCACAGCGCGCUCUCUUCCAAUUUUAACGAAUGGUACGUUUAAAAUCAGAAACAAAACAUGCCGACCCCCUAUUUAAGAGACUGAACACACACGUAUAUACGCCGUAUUAUUGAAAGAAUCCUGAAACUCGAGACACCCCUCGUCCCGAUCCCGCAAACGUUUUUAUUUUUAUUUUUGUUGUUGUUGUUGUUUGUUUGAUUUUGUUUUUAAAUCUGCCGGUAAAUCCAGGACUGAGUAAAACAGAGGAGGCAGCAAGCCUUUAGGUUUUUUCACUCCAAAUUUUUCCUUCCCCCACCCACCUCUGAAAAGGUUUGGUAGCUGAAGGGCGGAAGGGGGUGGAAGAGAAGGCGGCUGCCUGACCGAACACCGCCAAAGGCCCCAGGGCCAAUUUCUUGUUGGAUCAGAACAAGCUCUCUGGGGCUUCAGCUUUUCUUUAUCUUUUUGUUUUGUUUUCUUGUAAAUACAGAAUUAUUAGCUUAAAUCUGUUCUGUUGGAUUCUGUAUAUAGCUACACUUCGGUUGGAGUGGGUGGGUGGGAUCGUGGCGUGGUGGUCUUUGCCUUGGGGAGGGGAGGGCCAGAGGGAGGGGGAGGGGGAGGGGAGGGGCGGCCGAAAGCCAACUGUUUGUACUGAAUGGCAAGAAUGUUCUAGUAAAUGUGUACCAAAAUGUGAACUACUUUGUACGAUUACAGUCUCCACGUCGACCUAACAGAAUAUUAUUGAUAUUAAUGUGCUUUUUUUUGUAUAAAGUGCAAACAUUUCGUCCCAAAGUCUGAGUACUUUAGUGCAGUAAAAUGUUGUUUCAUGUCCUGUCAAGAAUUCGUAUAGUACGAGCCUGGAUCUACGUGUCAAACUGUUCCAUUUGUUUAUGUAAAGUGAUAUUAAAAAGAUAUAAACUAUAGCUGUCCAUUGCUUUUGGCAAAAUAUACAACCACACAAUGUAUAUAAUUCCUAGUUUCCAUAUUUAUCCGCAUGUAAAGGGUCUGGUUUAUUCAUGUUACAGCUAUUCAAUAUUUAUGGCUAGUAAAAAAAAAAAAAAAACUCGUAUGUACACUUUAGUUUCCAGAACUGUUUGGUAACCUUUCGUACGUUAUUAAAGAUUCUUAAAUCUCAGUGAUUGUGGUAGGAAUUUCUUCGUCACGCUCCCUUCCCCCAGCAACCUGUGCCAGCUUUAGUGGAUCUUGGGAAAGCUCUCCAGCCUCUCUUGCCUUCUUCUCUGUCAUUGCUGGUCAUAUAAACUUGAUAAAUGAACGCUACCCUGCUGGCUCUCCGAGAGGGUGUAAUUAGUAUUUAUAUCAAAAUUUAUGAAACAAAUUUUCGGCCUCAGUAUAAUUUAAAUGACCUUUGCAGACAUAGAAUAACAACCAUAAAAAUAACGGAAAUAGAUUGCACAGGCAACAUCAAUAUUAAUGUAAGCGAAUUGUGAGAAGCUCGGGGGCUCUUUCUGUAGCCUUGCAAAUGAACUUACAGUCAUUCAAGGGUUCAGCUGCCCCCCCAAUUAAAUCCCCUGAUCUGAAACUGGAUUGUAGAUUUACAAUAUUAUAUUUUAAAUUGCUGUCUUCAAUUAAACCAUUAUGGCCAUAACUAAUUUUCAGGAUGCCGAUGCAUGCUUUUCCAGGCCUUCCAUCUUUGUACAAAAGUAAAUGUCCAUAAAGCGUUUCACUUAUAUUUUUUCAAACGUGAUGCUAAUUUAAAUUAAUUACUUCCUAUGAUAUAUUAUUAUUCUAUAAUUUUGCUACUGUCAUUAGUUCUCUCAAAAAUACAUCUAGAAAAGAGAAUUAUUUUAUGUAAUGUGAUUAUCUUUCUAUCUCUUUUAUUUAUUUCUCAUUUACUUAAGAAAUUCGUUCCAUUGGCUGGCGUUGAUACAGUAAAUUUGUAAAUGAGGAGACAAUAUAAAAAAUCUAAAUUACUUGUGCUUAAUGACUGUGGCAGAACGCCUUUUCUCUAAAUCAGAUUGUCUUUCUUGCAGUUUAGUUUGAUAGAUUUGCAAGCUAUGCUGCUUCGGAGAAGUUAGGUUCUCUGGUAGGGAUGCUGGUUUCUUUGUCUCUUGUUGUCGCUUGCAUGAUCGCCCCAUUAGGCAGACAACGUAGCUAGAACUCACAAAUCAGGCCCUUGGCUAUGGCUGCAGGGGUGUAGAUGUGUUAGGAGUCAGGGGAAGCAUGAUUCUGCUUCUCCACUGUCCUCUGUAUGUCCUGCAAGUUACAGGCCUAAGGAGACCCUUCUGAGAGCUUUACAUGUGUUUCACAGCAAUAGCAACUUGAGAAACUAAACCACUAGCUAAUUAUACAAUAAAAAUAUUAUCAUCGUGAAAGACACCUCUUGCUACUUGUAUUUCUCACGUUUAGUCAACAAAGUCUUAUUUACGGAUAAAAGGUUUUGCUGUGUUAACUUCAUCAGUUUCUUUUUUAAUAGAAAAGGGUGGGGAUAUUGAUGUUUAACUGUAAAGAACAAAGUUUCUCUGCUUAUAACAGCGAUAUUGGAUAUUGGCCUUUUGUACAAAGAGCGCUAUCUUGUAAAAUUUGUUGAGAUUUUGGAAAGUUAAAUACCUAAGGAAGAGUUGCUGUCAACCCUAAAAAAAAUUGUUACAUUAAAACCUGGAUCUCAGUAGCUUUGGAGGUUGAAGACUGAUCAACAGUGUUGCAUUUAAAGUGACAGUAGACAGUGAGCCCAACAUUAAACACAGGAAGAGGAAUAGAGAGUUCAUCUUUCUAGGAACAACAACAGAUCCAUUAAUAAUCUUUCCCUCUUUUUAUUAAAGAUGAGGGUUUUCUGGGAAACUGUUGUGUAUAUGAUGAUAGUUUUAACAGCACUUUUGUGAUUUUCUCAGAGCAUUUAAGAAGACAGCAUAGGAGUUUAUCUUUGAUUUGACUAUUUCUAAAUUUAAGUUUACUUCGAAUUUGAAAUUCUGUCUGAUUGUUAUGUACCUGGUGCUCUUUUGCUUUAAUAUUAUAGUAUAAUGAUCAAACAUCACACUAUGACAUAUGAUUUACAUAAACUAUUUAAAAUACAUAUUAGAAAUAAGUGAGUUUUCUUUUCAAAUUUCAGAAAUUCAUGUAGAUUUUUAAGGUCAAAUAAUUUUAUUACCACUUGAGAACCCCCUGUAUGUAUUUAUGAAUAAUCUCACAGCAAAGGAACUUUUAUAAUAAGAGACAACAUUUAUGUCAAUCCCCCUUUGCAUUGUUUUCUCUAAUGUCCUCCACAAAGAAAAAGUCAUUAAUGAUGUAAGUCACCAAAAUAAUGCUUUAAACUUAAAUGUAGUCUAUUAUUUUGCUGGCACCUUUAAUGUCUGCUUCUUGAGAUGUAUUCUUCAUACUUUUCUUCAUGGGCUAUUAGGUUUUGAAAUACAUGAAUGUGAACAGUGAAAUAUAUUGUUAGACUCUAUUUAGCAGGAGCUGAAGACUCUGCAAAUGGCUGGUUUCUAUGUGUAGUUGUGGAUUUUGAUCUAGGCAGAAGGCCAUAUUGGUUCAUAUUGCAUACUGCAUUGUAUUCUGGAUACUACCAAAUGAUUAGGACAGCUAACAAGUUAUUAAAAUGUUAUUUUGUGUCAACAGAAAA
Messenger RNA from Mus musculus (house mouse), 5924 nucleotides. It is a transcript of the gene Zic1, whose product is annotated as zinc finger protein of the cerebellum 1. NCBI's taxonomy places the organism in Eukaryota, Metazoa, Chordata, Mammalia, Rodentia, Muridae. Gene Ontology annotation, biological process: brain development. Gene Ontology annotation, cellular component: nucleoplasm; nucleus; cytoplasm. The record is from RefSeq and is a predicted model, not a curated record. The coding region runs from base 1070 to 2413 and encodes 447 amino acids. Gene Ontology annotation, molecular function: sequence-specific double-stranded DNA binding; RNA polymerase II transcription regulatory region sequence-specific DNA binding. The transcript is spliced from 4 exons.